GCCCGACGGCUCUUAAGCCCGGCCACCCCGGGGCAGCGCCGGAGCGGCUCCGAGCGGCCCCGGCCCCCGCACCAGGCAGCACUCUCCCCAUUCCCUGCCUUCUCUAACGAGGACAGCUCCGUGCCUCGUCGGGAUACAAGAGCAGGUUUUCACUUUAGGGCCGACAAAGACGAGGAGGAAACCGGGAUAAUGGAAAUGGUGUUUGUGCCUGCAGGGAUAAACAGGAAUUUUCUUAACCAGAUUGGAACCUGCAGCAGGCGCUGGCUGGAGACCCCUCGCAGCAUUCCAAGGACGGUUUCUGGAUGCCAGCAGGAAGGCGCUGGUCCCUCCGGAGGAUGCCCUGGGGCUCCUGCCCUGCUGCUUUUUUGGGGGCUGGUUCCUGCCCCGUGCCUGGUGCUCUCCCUGCUCCCACUUCUCCUUGGGCACCCCCUGUGGGAACCAUCUGCUCUCACCCUCCCUAAUCCCAAAGUUUCCCGAUCUGGGAAGCACCUGGCGCUCUCUGCUCAUUCCCCACUCCAUCUCAGACGGUGCUGCCGAGGUUCAUUGUUGGCGUUUUCUCCCCGUGGCUUCCCAGAACUCCUUGUUCCAUCUCCAGACGGCAACGAGCGCGGUUUAUCCUGCUUGGAGCACCUGAUUCAGCCUCCUGAAGUCACUGGGAGUUUUUUCCAGUGCGUCUCAAGCCAAGGCUCCUCCAGGCUGGCGCUGGCUUUGAUGGGCUUCGAGUGUGGCACACGAGGCACAAUGGGCUCCUUGUUCCUCUCAGUGAGGCUGAAACCAUCCCCAAUAAAUGCAGAUGAAACCCUUGUCCUUAUUUCGGGGGCUCUGGAGGGGCACAGACAAAGCUGGGAUUGCUCUGGGUGCAAUUUCCCCCCCGAGAGCUGCGUGGGCAUCUCAGGAGGUGGAAGAAGCCUGGAGUGGUGUGAGUUAUUCCUUAAAAACCCUCAGUGGGGAUGAACAGCGUGUCCCAGCAGGUGAUGGGGCAUUUUUGGCUGCUCCACUGUGGGUUGGUCCUCAACUGGACCCCAGAUGGGAUGGAAUAAAUCUCUCUGGGCUCACACACAGCCCAGCCAGCAGUCAGGGGUUAUCAUCAAUUAGGGAGCAGGAACAGCAAAGCUCUCCAGGAAAACCCCAAACCCAGGUAGGUGCUGCUCCCUGCCCUCCCCUGUGAGCUGAACCUGACUUUGGGACAACGGGCUGGAGCUAAACAGGGAUGUUUUGAUACCCCAAUAUUUUGGUUUUGUGUCUGAUGUGCCCCAGAGGGACUUUGGACAGGCCAGAUUUUGGGCAGGUUGCUGUCAAGGCAGGACCCCGCAGCGCUGGGGCUGCUCUUCCAUCAUCUGGUGAUUAUUUGCAAACCCUGGGUUCAAGAGGAAGGAAAGGAUUUAUGGCCAUUUAUACCAAAAGUUUAUUGAGGCUGGAUCACUUUGGCCGGGUUUGGGGUUAAUAAAACCCGAAUUUCUGUGUGGUGCUUUCAUCUCUUGGAGGAGUCAGUGACUUUUUGUGGGACUGCAGAGAGGGGAAAUAAUGUCUGGGAAGUUCCACCAUGGGGGAAAUCCUCCAGGGAUAUAUUUUUUUUUUUUUUCCCCAGACUCUUGGACAAGCAGAGCUGAACUCUUUUCCUGCAGGGUGUGUGUGGGAGCUCGGAGUGACGCAUCCCGCAGGUGGUGGGGAGGAGCGGCUCCAUCCCUGCACAUCCAGAGACACACCCACCUCUUAAACCUGGGUUUUGGCCUGGAAUAGCUGAGCCUGCUCGGCCAGGCAGUGACAGCCUGAUUUGACACAAAAUUAUCUCUAUUAUUUUUUAUUUACCGUUUCUGUCUCACUGAACUGAGGGUAAAUCCCAGGGAAUUUAGGCAGGACCGAGGCACGCUGUCAGAGUGAACCUGGAACCAUUCCAGGCAGGUUUGUCUGGGUUUUCCCAUCACAUCAAGCACGGACGUGGCUCCUGGUGGUUUAACCCCAGAUCUGUCCGUGGAACUCGGUGGGGGCAAUGCAUGGACCCCAAA
Catharus ustulatus (Swainson's thrush) is the source of this 2006-nucleotide messenger RNA. RefSeq lists its product as uncharacterized. The record is from RefSeq and is a predicted model, not a curated record. Lineage: Eukaryota; Metazoa; Chordata; Aves; Passeriformes; Turdidae. The coding region runs from base 190 to 954 and encodes 254 amino acids. The transcript is spliced from 3 exons.